AUGGGGAGGUGGUGCCUUAGUGUUAUGCUUGUGCUCGCUUUAGUAGCAGUGCAAACCAAUGCUAGAGAUAUGCCUAGCGUAAAAACUACUCCUCCCAGUACCAAAAAUGCUCCCAGUGAUUCUGCUGUAAAUGACCAAAAGAACUUCCUCGGUUACGGUGGUCUUGGUGGCUUUGCUGGCCUUGGUGGUAAUGGGCUUCCAUUUGGUGGCGCUGGAGGACUCGGUGGAGCCAGUGGACUAGGUGGAGCUGGUGGUGGGCUAGGUGGUGGUGGUGGGCUAGAUGGCGGAAGUGGACUAGGUGGUCUUGGAGGCUUGGGUAGUGGAGUAGGUGGUCUGGGUGGCCUUGGUGGUGGUGUUGGCGGUGGUGCAGGAGGUGGAGCAGGUGGUGCUGUUGGUGGUGGAACUGGUGGUCUUCCUUACCCUUGA
Hevea brasiliensis (rubber tree) is the source of this 426-nucleotide messenger RNA. RefSeq names its product glycine-rich protein 23. The record is from RefSeq and is a predicted model, not a curated record. The coding region runs from base 1 to 426 and encodes 141 amino acids. NCBI's taxonomy places the organism in Eukaryota, Viridiplantae, Streptophyta, Magnoliopsida, Malpighiales, Euphorbiaceae. The transcript has a single exon.